Messenger RNA from Funneliformis caledonium, 144 nucleotides. The record is from the annotation of a GenBank genome assembly. Lineage: Eukaryota; Fungi; Glomeromycota; Glomeromycetes; Glomerales; Glomeraceae.
AAUUAUAAGAAGCAUGAAAUAUUUUAUGAAAUGAUGAAUGGAAAUUUACAAUCUUUUAUUGAUGAAAUUUUAAAAUAUCACGAAAGUAAAGCACUAAGAUCUUAUCAAGAAUAUAAUGAGAACAUUUUUCAUAUGGCUAUUGAG